This is a messenger RNA of Ilex paraguariensis (yerba mate), 2659 nucleotides long. The record is from the annotation of a GenBank genome assembly. NCBI's taxonomy places the organism in Eukaryota, Viridiplantae, Streptophyta, Magnoliopsida, Aquifoliales, Aquifoliaceae.
CUCAACUGCUCCCAGCUCACAUGCGUUGACGUUUAGCUGUUUAGGAAGCAGUACUAAUUACUUCAUUCAUUACACUUUUAAUACGAUAAACCCCCCCAAAACACAACCGAAUCUGCACAGAUGGAACAAGAGGGAGAGAGAGAUUGGAAUUUCGGGUAGCGCUCUUGUACGUACUAAACCCCAUUGUGGAGGAGGAGAAGUUUAAGUAGAACGACGAAGAAGAUUUGAAAUUAACACUGGUCUCAUCGGCAAUCCUCCUCUUAGUUGUUCCAUUCAAACACAGAAAGAGUUUGGAUUUGUUGGGCAUUGAGAUUGGGUUCAUGAUUCUUGCUUGUACUUUGAGUAUCUAGGGGACUUCGAUUUUCAUGGUUAUAAUUUCUGGAUAUGGAAAUCAAGGUGCCUGUUGACUUUCUGGAUGCGAUUUUGAAAACCCCCAUGACUUUACACCAUGUGUGACUCAGCAGUGCUGCAUUCUGCCUUGAGCUGGAGUGAUUCUCUUUCCCAAUGCACACAUCUGGGGUGAGCUAUUGUGAUUCGGAAAUCCAAUUAGAUGAAAUUCAAGAUAAUAAGUCCUCCUUGGUGGUGAGCAAAUAUAAUGGAAACUCUUUUUGUGAAUCGUCCUAUAAAAGCAGCAGUGCGAGUACUUACAAAAUGCAACUUGAACAAGAUGUACAAAGAUUGAAGCAACAGCUGCAAGAAGAAGUGGAAAUGCAUGCCAUUCUGGAAAAUGCUUUGGAGCAGAAUGCUAUAAAAUCAUUGGGUCCAUCAUGCCUAACUCAUCAUGCUCAAGAGCUUUUGUCCAAUAUUGAAAUGUUGGAGUCCAGUGUGUCAAAGCUUGAAGAGGAGUUGAUCUCAUUGCAUUUCCAACUUAGUCAGGAAAGAAAUGAACGGAGACUUGCAGAAUAUCACUGGAGACGUUCAAAAUGCCAGUCACUGGGCAGUUGCCCUGACAUUACGAAGGCACCGGAAGCAGUUGAGACGGCUGUGUUUCUUCAAGAGAAAAAAGUAUUAGUGAAGUUGGAUGCCAGCUAUUGUAAACCUGUACAUUCUGGACGGUUUACGAGAGAGGUGCAACCUAGAGGUCUCUGGGAUCACCCUUGUAAACUAUCAGAAGAGAUGGUCCGCUGCAUGAAAAAUAUCUUCAUCUCUUUGGCGGAUUCUACUAUACCAUCCAAAUCAUCUACAUCGGGGAGCCACAGUUCAUCCUUGUCUCCGCGUGGACAUCUUUCCAAUAUGUCUACAGGGUCAAUAUCUGAGCGCUCAACGAUUUCAUCAUGUGUGCAGAGUCCACAAAUUGAUUUACAGUGUGAUACUGAGGUGUUAGCUGCAGAGGACACUGUUGAUCCCUAUAGAGUACGUGGUAAAUUAAGUUGGACAGAUAUUGGAAGCUAUGGAUCAGCAACUGAGGUUUCUUGGAUGUCAGUUGGGAAGAAGCAACUAGAAUACGCUGCAGGGGCACUACGUAAGUUCAGAACACUUGUUGAGCAACUGGCCCAAGUAAAUCCUAAUCACCUGAGCAGCAGUGAGAAGCUGGCUUUUUGGAUCAACUUAUAUAAUGCACUGAUAAUGCAUGCUUACUUGGCAUAUGGAGUCCCAAAAAGUGACUUGAAGCUGUUUUCUUUGAUGCAAAAGGCAGCAUACACAGUUGGAGGGCAUUCUUUCAGUGCCGCUGUUAUUGAAUACGUAAUUUUGAAGAUGAAACCACCAGUCCAUAGACCACAAAUCGCUCUGCUUUUGGCACUGCACAAGCUAAAGGUGUCUGAUGAGCAAAAAGAUCUUGCUGUCAAUUCCUUUGAACCGCUUGUAGUUUGCGCUCUAAGCUGUGGAAUGUACUCGUCACCUGCGAUAAGGAUUUAUACAGCUAAGAAUGUGAAGGACGAGCUCCAGGAAGCUCAGCAUGAUUUUAUUCGAGCUUCAGUAGGGGUUAGCAGCAAAGGGAAGCUUUUGGUACCAAAAAUGAUACACAGCUUUGCCAAAGGAUUUGUAGAUGAUGAAAAGUUGGCUGUAUGGAUAUCACAUUACCUUCCAUCCCAACAAGCUGCCUUUGUUGAAAAAUGCAUGUCGAAGAGGCGGCAAAGCAUCCUCAGUUCCCGCAAUUGUGGCAUUGUUCCCUUUGAUUCUCGAUUCCGAUACCUGUUUCUGCCUGAAAAAAGUUUACCUUGUUAAUGCCUGGAGUUUGGCUGGGCAACAUGUUUCAAUUAUCGCAAGGUCAAGCCACGUCGAAUGCAAUAUGGGUUCAACGAUUUCAUGUCAUCGUAUUUAGCUCCAGAAUGAUGAGGGUCGAGGUGGUUUUGGUCUUGUGCUAGUUCUGGAGAGAUUAUGUAUCUGUUGUAUGCUGUACAUUAUUGUUCUAGAGUGAAGCCCCACAAUGGCGGGAGUCUCGUGAAGGGUAGGCCCUUUAGUGAAGAUUAAACACAAUGUUUUUGGACAACCUGAAGAUCAAUACAUCAAGAUCAUGAAAACUGUCUGUUUUCACUAGUGUCGUGAUUUGUAUUGGAUAAACCUUGGGAUAGACGUUGGACUUGGAUUUGUUCUCGGAAUCCUUGGCUUUGAAUGAGUACUCUAAUGAGUAGCAUCUUUUGCAUUGAAGUUUGUAAGGGUUUGAAUGAACCAAAUCUGAGCGGAAUACAAUCUUGUUUGAAUUCGACUCGUAGUUACA